Molecule: messenger RNA, 1465 nt
Organism: Arvicola amphibius (Eurasian water vole)
Lineage: Eukaryota; Metazoa; Chordata; Mammalia; Rodentia; Cricetidae
Exons: 5
Coding region: 597-1277 (226 amino acids)
Source: RefSeq, a predicted model, not a curated record
UCAGCAAAUGGAGGCGCUAAGAGGAGGUUGGGACGCAGGCAAAGGAACGGAUUUCCUGGCCUCGGAACAUCCUGGUUCUUGUUUCGGGGGGCGGCGGGGGAGGUCUCUCUCCUUUUUUUAAAAAUCAUGUACUUACAAGUCAUUUACUGGGUGUCAAGCCCUGCAGGAGUGAUUGAGUGGUCACGCAGAGACUCAGGUCCUGUCCCGGUCACCCUGACCUCAAAAGCAAUGAGGGAUUUUUUUUUAGGCAGCAGCAUGAUUUCUGAUGCUCAGUGCUUGAAAAUUCAAGUUGGGGGAAGAAAAACCCCAGCUCUCAAGCCAAGCAAAGAACCUUUGAUUUUGUUAUAAGCAGCUCUCCAUUCAUCCUGGUGGCUUCACUUGCUCAUGUUCUUUGCAAGUCACUGGUCUGGCCCAAGGUCUCUGGUUUCUGGCACACAUCAUCACUGGAUCCUCACCGGAACUCCUCUCGCACAUCCCUCAGCUGCCUGGAGUCACUGAGAUCCUGCUGGUAUCCUGCCACAGGACCAGUCCCUUCACCAACUUCAGCAGGUCCUCGAUGGGGCAGAUGUCGGGCUGUGGGCCUGGGUGGUCAGUCCAUGCCACUGGGGCCACCCACCUCAGUCAAGGGGCAGAGCCGGCUCCCCUACACCGUGUGGGCAGGGCUCUUCCUACAUAGCUUUGGCUGUCCUCGAACUCACAAUGUGCACCUCAGGCAGGGGUCCUGGCUGUCUGGAAACUUCCUGACUAUGUCAAUGUCAUCUGCUGCUGGGUUUCAAGAGACAGGAUGUGUUCUCAUGUUUCCCUUCAUGUUUAUGUCAGCUCAAGCCUCUGUGAGCCGUAAAGAUUUACGUAGAACUUCGUCUCGAUUUUAUUAUUCAUCGUUCAUCAUUUUCCACCAGGGCCAGUGGCAGACCGUGCAUACGGAAAGCCUUUCCGCCUCUGGGCACCCUGGGAAUGACACUAAGAACAGCAUCCGGAGAGACAGCCGCCAGGCACGGUGUGGGGCACAGGGCCCUAUAGUGACGGAUAGACUGAAGGAAAUCAGUGGGGUACACAGGGUAGUCCCCAGUGCAGAGAGCAGCAAGCCAGGAGGGAAAGUGGCCCUGAGCCUCCACAGUGAUGGAAGGAAUAACUCCACACACGGCACUGUGGGGGUUGGAAAGAAAAUGACCCGCAAAGGGAGUGGCACUAUGAGAAGGUGUGGCCUUGUUGGUAUGGGUAUGCUUGUGGGUAUGUUCUUGUUGGAGGAAGUGUGUCACUGUGGGGGUGGGCUUUGAGCUUUCCUAUGCUCAGGACACUGUCCAGUGGGUCUCAUUCAGCUUCCUGUUCACCUGCACAAGAUGUAGAUCUCUCGACUCCUUCUCCAGCACCAUGUCUGCCUGCACGCCGCCACGCUCCCUGCCAUGAUGAUAAUGGACCUCUGAAACUGUAAGCCACUGCCCCAAUUAAAUGUGUUCCUUUAUAA